Eublepharis macularius is the source of this 4105-nucleotide messenger RNA. It is a transcript of the gene PHC1, whose product is annotated as polyhomeotic homolog 1. The transcript is spliced from 15 exons. Gene Ontology annotation, molecular function: protein binding; zinc ion binding. The coding region runs from base 251 to 3238 and encodes 995 amino acids. The record is from RefSeq and is a predicted model, not a curated record. Gene Ontology annotation, cellular component: PRC1 complex; nucleus. NCBI's taxonomy places the organism in Eukaryota, Metazoa, Chordata, Lepidosauria, Squamata, Eublepharidae.
GGGAAAUUAAAUCCGCGGCGGCGGGAGGGAGGCGGGGCCGGCGGGUUCGCGUGCGGACGGAAAGCGGCGGCGGCGGCGGCGGCGGCGGCCCGGGGAGGGGCCUGCGGCGGUGGCCCCCGGCUCCUCCCGUCGGCGCCCCGUGGUGUGAGGGGAGUCCCCUCCGGCGCGCCCCCUCCGGGCAGCGGCCUGGCCCAGGCGGAGGGAAAACUCAAGAUAAAAAGUCAGGGGUAUCUCACUUGGACCUGACACCAUGGAGACAGAAAGUGAGCAGAACUCUAACUCAGCCAGCGGAAGCUCGGGCUCUGGUGGAAGUACCCGCCCUCAGAUAUCGCAGAUGACGCUUUAUGAACGGCAGGCAGUACAGGCUCUCCAGGCACUGCAGAGGCAGCCCAAUGCAGCCCAGUAUUUCCACCAGUUCAUGCUCCAGCAGCAGCUCAACAGCGCACAGCUCCACAGCCUGGCUGCCGUUCAGCAGGCCACCAUCGCAGCCAGCCGACAGGCAAGCUCUCCCAACACAAGCACCCCGCAGCAAGUGACCACCACGCAGGCGUCCAUGAAUUUGGCUACAACAUCAGCUGCACAGUUAAUCAGCCGUUCACAAAGUGUCAGUUCACCUAGUGCCACGACCCUAACACAAUCGGUGCUUCUGGGGAACACCACCUCACCACCUCUUAACCAGUCCCAAGCUCAGAUGUAUCUUCGGCCGCAGCUGGGGAACCUGUUGCAGGUGAACCGGACCUUGGGCCGCAAUGUGCCUCUUACCUCUCAGCUCAUCCUGAUGCCGAACGGGGCUGUGGCUGCUGUUCAGCAGGAGGUUCCGCCCGCUCAUUCUCCUGGGGUCCACGCAGACACGGACCAGGUGCAAAAUCUGGCUGUCCGGAGUCAGCAGACUUCAGCUGCCAAUGUUCAGCUCCAAGCUUCUGCUCCCAAGGCAGCGUUGCCUGGGAAUUCCCAGGCGUCAGCUCAGCCCCAGGCAACACAUGCCAGCCAGACAUUGACGGUGACACAGACCUCUUCUGGCAACGUAGGCCAGUCCCUCAAUCUCAGCCAAGGGGCAGCAGGAAGUAACGGCAUCUCUGGGGGCGUGGUGUCCUCAGUGGGAAACCAAGCUCCCACCAGUCUGAGCCAGGCAACGCCAUCUGGUCCAGGGGGCAGCUGCCAGAGGAAAGGGACUGGUGUAGUUCAGCCAUUGCCAGUAGCCUCUGCUGCACAGGCAGUCACGGUGAGCCAGGGGAGCCAGACAGAAGUAGAAAAUGCAGCAGCCAAGAAGGCUGAAGCCGAUGGCAGUAGUCCACAGACGGUGGGCAUGAACUUAACCCGGACAGCUACACCAGCCCCAAGCCAGACCUUGAUCAGUUCUGCCACCUACACUCAGAUCCAGCCCCACUCGUUGAUCCAGCAGCAGCAGCAGAUCCACCUCCAGAAGCAGGUCGUGAUCCAGCAGCAGAUCGCCAUCCACCACCAGCAGCAGUUCCAGCACCGCCAGUCCCAGCUCCUGCACACGGCCACCCACCUGCAGCUGGCCCAGCAGCAGCAGCAGCAGCAGCAGGCGGCCCCGCCUCCCCAAGGCCCGCAGCCCGCCCAGACCCUCGUCGUCCAGCCCAUGCUCCAGCCCCAGCCUCAGCAAGCGCCGCUUCAGCAGGACAGCCCUUGCCAGGCGGUGGCCAAGGCGCCCGUCCCCAUUCAGUCCAAGCCCCCUCUAGCCACUGUCAAAUCCCCCCAGCUGGGGGCUGCCAAAAUGUCAGCCUCCCAGCAGCCCCCGCCUCACAUCCCGGUGCAGGUGGUGGGCAGCCGCCAGCAGGGCUCGGCCCAGGCCCAGGCCUUAGGCCUUCCCCAGAUGAACACGGCUGCCCAGCCUUCCCGGGGAAUGCCUGCGGUCGUCCAGCCGGUGUCCCAGGCCCACACGACACCCUUGCUGUCCCAAGGCACUUCAGCCACUUUUUCUUCUUCUCCUCCUCCUCCUCAAGAAGUCCCUCCCCCACUCACCCCUGGGCUCAACGUGGCACAGGUCCAAGGCACCACGCAGGUGGUGAAGAGCAUGGCUUCCUCUCCUGUCGUGGCUCAGGCGCCAGCAGCAGCCUACUAUGUGCAACCUGUUCAGCUGCCGAGCAAGCCUCAGACCUUGGCAGUCAAGCGCAAGGCAGAAUCUGAAGAGGAGAGAGAUGAUCCCAGUAUGCUAUCUUCGCUCCUGCCCGCCAAGUCUUCUCCGGUGGCAGAGAGUCCCAAAGUCACAGAAGAGAAGAGCGGCCUUGGAGGUGAAGGGAACAGAGAGAAAUCAGAGUCCGCCCCCAGUGCCGCCUCAAACGCACCUCCAAGUGACCCAGGCUCUGUCAUGGCUUCAUCUACGCCUUCGUCUACAUUGGCCAUGGUGUCCCGUCACUUGGGAGACUCCAAGCCCCCACAAGCCAUUGUCAAACCCCAGAUUCUCACACACAUCAUAGAGGGGUUUGUCAUCCAGGAAGGGGCAGAACCGUUUCCGGUGGGUUGUUCUCAGCUCCUGAAAGAGUUUGAAAAGCCUCUUCAGGGAGGGGCUUCUUCUCGGCAGACGGAGAGCCAGCCUAGCAAUUCCCCAGGAGGGGAUAGCUUGACAACAGAGCAAGACAAAAAAGGGAACCUGCUGAAGUGCGAAUUCUGUGGGAAAUACGGCCCCGCCAGUCAGUUCCGUGGUUCUAAGAGAUUCUGUUCUGUAACGUGUGCCAAGAGGUACAACGUGGGAUGCAGCCACCAGCUUCGCUUGCAAAGGAAAAAGAUGAAGGAGAUCCAGGAAGCAAACUACGCCCGUCGACGGCGUGGGCCCCGGCGCAGCAGUUCAGAGAUUGCCCGAGCCAAGAUUCAGGGCAAGCGCCAUCGGGGGCAAGAAGACUCCAGCCGAGGUUCUGAUAACUCCAGUUACGAUGAAGCGCUGUCCCCCACAUCUCCUGGAUCCCUCUCGGUCAGAGCAGCUCACGGAGAAAGAGACCUGACCAGUUCAAGCAUUAUUCUGCCUACCACUGAUCUUCAUGGCAUCAACCCAGUCUUCCUGUCCAGCAACCCCAGCCGCUGGAGUGUAGAGGAAGUGUAUGAAUUCAUUGCAUCCCUGCAAGGGUGCCAGGAGAUUGCAGAGGAGUUUCGAUCACAGGAGAUUGAUGGCCAGGCCCUGCUCCUGCUGAAGGAAGAGCACCUCAUGACUGCCAUGAACAUCAAGCUCGGCCCUGCCCUCAAGAUCUGUGCCAAGAUCAACGUCCUCAAAGAGACCUAAUAGCAUGCAAAGCCCGCUUGCAUCCUCUCCGUGCUGAGGCCGUUUCUUCAAGCUCUUGGCACUGAAUGGAGGGAAACAGACCUUUCUUGUAAGCCUGUGUCAGUGCUGUAAGGGGAAAGCAUCUCUCUUGAAGAACACCUUGUGCUUGCCUGCACGUUCUCUGGCCUCCAAACUGUUGGGAGGCUAACAUGGCUACACAGAGAGCAUUUUCCUGCAAUAGGCUCUGGAGGCUCCUGAGGGAAAGGGGCAAGGAGAACCUUCUCUCUUCUCUGACCUGCGCUGCCUUUUCCCCCACCUCUGUAGCGUUAGAUUCCCAGGGAGGAGGGAGUGGUCAAUCGACAUUGGUCAGACUUUGUCUUAAUAAAUAGGGAGAAGUUGACCAUCUCCCCUUCCCCCAACCACACACACAACACAAAUGCACACACUACAGUGCUCCAGUUCAUGGUUUUAUGUUGAAUGGAGAGUAGCCAUAAGCCUCCAUCUCAAACACUGAAGGGGAAAGAUGUUACAGAAAGAACAUUGGGGCUUGCUUGUGCCCAGUUGGAGCCUUCCUCAGAUAACCUGAGCACAUCAAGGGUAUGUAUGUCUGGCCACCUUUUUUAAAAAAGGUCUUUAAUUCCACGUGUGUCUUCUGGGGCUAGGAUCUACCCAUUAAGAUCCGAAGGUGAAUACACACAUACUGCGGCAGCAACUGUUUUGUCUAGCAUUUUACAGUUCCCUUUUUCAGUUUUGCAUCUUGUCCUCCCUACAAGAGAGCAUACGAGACAAAGCUUCUGCAAGCAGGUUUGUAUCCUUUUGGCAGGGGCUUGUUUUAUAGAAAUAUACCCUCAGUAAAAAGAAUCAUUAAAAAUAAGCUGUUCGUCCUCA